UCGUAACUUGAAAGAACACCACCUUUUAGGAUUUAAAAAAAUACUAAGUAAUCAAAAAUAAUUCCCGUCUAUCUCUUUAAAAUGGUAACUGCUUUUUUUAUUUUAAUAACUUAAUAAAAACGUGAUUUAAAUUUCGCGCCCAUUUCCGGCAAACAGUGCACAUGGUUUUGGUUGACGAAAUUUUCUUAUCCGGAAAAUAAACAAGCUUCGGUUGAGCAGUGAUGGAUCAAAUCCCGGCCGCCAUGGAUAGACACUUAGAUGUGAUUCAGUGUCACACAGAUGGCGGAGUAUUACUUGGUGCCUCUAGUUUAACCGGCAGAUAUUGGCUUGGUUCAUUAUGGUUUUAUCAGAAUCCAAAUAAUGCACCUGAUGUAGAAAAAUGUACAGCUGGGGUCCAGUUAGAGGCUGGCCUUACUGAUGCCAGAUGGAUAGAUAAUACCAAAGUUAUAGUGGGCUUAGAUACAGGUGGUAUAGAGAUCUGGGAGUUAAUAGAAAACUACCACACAUUUGUACAUGUUCAUUCCUCCUUAGAACAUGAUAACAUCAUCAGUAGUGUACAUCUGUCAUGUGACAACAAACGAGCUGUAUCAUGUGGAUAUGAUAAAUGUAUCAAAGUUUGGGAUGUAGAAACACUUUCAUCAGUUCACUCAUUUAGAGGGCAUUACGAUAUAGUAGAAUGUGUCAGAUGUCAUCCUUUAGAACCAUCCAUGUUCCUGUCUUGUUCACAAGAUAAUAGAAUAUUACUAUGGGACACACGGAAACCUCGACCUGCAUCAGUAGUAGGUAUGUUUCCUAUAGAACGAAAAUUUUUACCCUCUAUUGUAGAUUCUUCCCCAUUAGAAAAUUCUCCACGAAGCUUAGCAUGGCAACCACAAUCCAAGAACAUGUUUGCUGUUGGUAGCAGCACAGGGCAGAUUGUCUUUAAGGACACGCGGACCUCAAUUGGAACUCCUUUAUCAUUUACACCACACACAAGGGAUGUGUAUAAAUUAGAAUUCUGUAGUAACAGACCUCAAUUAUUGGCCUCUGUAUCAGAGGAUUGUACAACUGUUGUGACAUCACUGGACACACAGAAACAAGUAUAUAGAGAUUGUUCACAUAAAGAUUAUGUACGAGGAGUGUCCUGGAUGAAUGACUUACAGUUAUAUACGUGUGGUUGGGACUCACAAGUCAAAUUAAAUAAUGUUGUGCAUUUAUUGUCUCAUAAAAACGAUUCAGCAGAAAACAGUGUUCAAAUGGACGUUAAUGGUGGAUCAGAUGACAAUUCAAAUGCAAAACAAUCAACACAGGAAGUAAAAUGUAAUGGGAAUGGUGUUACUAUAGAAACUGGUGCUACAGAUACAAAGCUAGACACAACAUAACUACUACCUCUCUUUACAUGUAACAAACUACAACAAGACCAGACACAACAACUUGCAUUAAUAUUGUUUUUGUUUUGUUAUAUCCUUAAUUGUUAUGAAAAAGUAGUGAUCUUGAAGCUAUAGUCAAUUUUGUUAUGAUUUCUUUCAAUUAUUAACCAGCCCUUGGAAGGGAAUGCAUUUUACCUUAUAUUUUAUUCCAAGCCCUUGGAAGGGAAUGCAUUUUACCUUAUAUUUUAUUCCAAGCCCUUGGAAGGGAAUUCAUUUUACCUUAUAUUUUAUUCCAAGCCCUUGGAAGGUAAUGCAUUUUAAUGUAUAUUUUAUUUCAGUCUAUUUUGACAAAAUAUAAGAAUCAUCUGAUGCAUGCAUUGGUUGACUAAAUAUUUUUGACAUAAAAUUUUGUUGGAUCGUCUGUUAAAUUGAAAAAAAUGUCCAUCGAUAGUUGUAUUUUAUCCUGAUAACACACAUUUUAAAACCAUUUGAGCCAAUGAACCAUAUGAGCUUUUAUCCAUCCUUUUAUGUUGUAAAAAUGUGCUAGGGCAGUUUAAAUAUCCUUAAGAAACAGUCUUAGCUUGGAUGGAAGAGAGCAGCAUUUUCAAUGAUGAAGUUUGUACAAACAAGAUGGAAUAACAAAUGAAUUAAAAAGAAAACAGUUCAUAUAACAAGUUUAAUCAUGGUUUUCCAUUGUUUUUAUCUAUCUUGUAUGACAAAAAGAUGAAAAUUGUGCCAUGUCAGAGAAUAUUAUUGUUCAGUGCUUAUCAUGUUGAUUUUUUAAUAAAAUCAUAACAAUUCCA
This is a messenger RNA of Mytilus trossulus (common blue mussel), 2152 nucleotides long. RefSeq names its product methylosome protein WDR77-like. Gene Ontology annotation, biological process: oocyte axis specification. The record is from RefSeq and is a predicted model, not a curated record. Gene Ontology annotation, cellular component: methylosome. The coding region runs from base 222 to 1361 and encodes 379 amino acids. Lineage: Eukaryota; Metazoa; Mollusca; Bivalvia; Mytilida; Mytilidae. The transcript has 9 exons. Gene Ontology annotation, molecular function: protein binding.